This is a messenger RNA of Aspergillus pseudotamarii, 828 nucleotides long. Its product is annotated as alpha/beta hydrolase family esterase. Gene Ontology annotation, molecular function: feruloyl esterase activity. The transcript has a single exon. The record is from RefSeq and is a predicted model, not a curated record. The coding region runs from base 1 to 828 and encodes 275 amino acids. NCBI's taxonomy places the organism in Eukaryota, Fungi, Ascomycota, Eurotiomycetes, Eurotiales, Aspergillaceae.
AUGCGUCCUACGUUGGCCUCCUUCUGCGUCGCAGCUGCUGAAUUGGCCAUACAUGCCGCCGCAGCUAGCUCCUCUGGAUGCGGCACAAACCCAACCCUCAGCAACGGUCUCAACUACAUGGACGUCAAUGGGCAGCCUCGGGAAUACAUUAUCCAAGCCCCUGACAACUAUGAUGCCAGUACCCCUCACAAACUUGUGAUAGGUUACCACUGGCGUGAUGGUACCAUGAACAAUGUCGUCGAAAACGGAUUCUACGGGCUGAGCUCCCUGGCUGGGGAUGCACCGACCAUUUUCAUCGCCCCCCAGGGACUGGGCAACGGCUGGGCCAACAGCAACGGUGACGAUAUCACAUUCACCGACCAAAUCCUCGAAGCAAUAGAAUCCUCCUUCUGCAUUGAUCAGGACCGCCGUUUCGCCACCGGCUGGAGCUGGGGCGGAGGCAUGAGCUACUCGGUGGCCUGCUCGCGAGCUGACGUCUUCCGCGCUGUUGCAGUUCUUUCCGGUGCUGAAAUCAGUGGCUGUGAUGGUGGAUCCCUUCCCAUUGCAUAUUUUGGUCAGCAUGGAAUUAGCGAUAGCGUGCUGGGUGUCGAGCUUGGCCGCACAUUGCGAGACCACUAUGCUCAGGUGAAUGGCUGUGAUGCUGCGACUCCCCCUGAGCCCGGGGUUGGAAGCGGAACACAUGUUGUAACUGAUUAUACGGGUUGUGCUGAGGGCUAUCCUGUCCAGUGGGUUGCUUUUGAUGGCGAUCACGAACCACUUCCUUCAGACGGAGGUUCUUCGGAUUCUUUUACCCCUGGUCUUAUUUGGAAGUUUUUCUCUCAGUUCUAA